UGCAAAAUGAGUAAGACCCAGUACUAUUCAAUUGACGAAGUUGGUCACCAUCACAGGACAGACGAUGCCUGGGUCAUUGUGGAUUCUAGAGUGUUUGAUAUCACCCCCUUCCUGGAUACGCACCCUGGGGGCCUGGAGAUACUCAAGGAUCAUCUGGGCCACGAUGUGAGUACCAUAAUGAAGGAUGAGAGCUCCCAUCAGCACACUGGGCCUGCAUACGAAGUGCUAGAGGACUAUUAUAUUGGAGAGCUAACUGACGGGCAACUGCAUCAUAAUGGAGGAGCAAUCAAUGGUGGACCUGUGAACAGAAAGAAGUGGAGAGAGGAUGAUUUGGUAGACUGGUCAAAACCUAUCUUCCCUCAAGUGGCCCAGAUCGGGGAGCAUUAUGAAGAGUGGGUGCACUCGCCCGUCAAUCGGAAGUUAAGACUCUUCAACUCAGACUUCGUGGAGUUCUUCUCUAAAAGCCCAUGGUGGCUUGUCCCGUUAGUAUGGGUACCUUCCAUACUCUAUAUCUGCUGGCUGGCCCUAACAGCUGCGCCAACAUACGUGCCCACUUUGUCCCCAGCUCCGGCACCAGGACUACUCGAUUUGAUAUUUUUACCGUUGGGGAUUUUGCUGUGGACAUUUAUCGAGUAUUCUCUACAUCGAUUUGUGUUUCAUCUGCGAGUGCCUUACACUGGACUAGCUAGCAAGAUUCUGUUGCCAUUCCACUUCACAAUACACGGACAGCAUCACAAGGUUCCGUUUGACUCAAUGAGACUUGUGUUCCCUCCGUUACCAGCUGCGGCUAUAGCUGUCGUCGUUUACCUUCCUCUUGCUCACAUCCUUCCUUGUGAUCUCAACCAAAUGCGUCUCCUGCUAGCCGGUGGUCUCAUUGGCUACCUGUUCUAUGAUAUGAUGCACUAUUACCUUCACUAUGGCAGCCCUUCAGCUGGGGGCUACCUAAGUGAUCUCAAGUCCUACCAUGUGGCUCACCACUACGUCAACCCUGGUCUAGGUUAUGGGAUAUCGUCCAAAUUGUGGGAUGUCCCGUUUGGAACACUACUACCGGCGUCCAUGUUUCCUCAGAGGAAGAAAAGGGCUAACUAAAGACUAAAUGUUUCGUUUCUUUAUUGUAUUGUUUGUGGACAUACAGAACAGUUAUUAAUUAGUUGUUGUAGUUAGUAUUCAAUUAUUUGUUGUAGACAGGCAUUAUUUGCACAAAAUGAUGUUGACAUGUGUAAGAA
Halichondria panicea is the source of this 1226-nucleotide messenger RNA. Its product is annotated as fatty acid 2-hydroxylase-like. Gene Ontology annotation, biological process: fatty acid metabolic process; lipid biosynthetic process. The coding region runs from base 7 to 1089 and encodes 360 amino acids. Gene Ontology annotation, molecular function: heme binding; fatty acid 2-hydroxylase activity; iron ion binding. The record is from RefSeq and is a predicted model, not a curated record. The transcript is spliced from 5 exons. Lineage: Eukaryota; Metazoa; Porifera; Demospongiae; Suberitida; Halichondriidae. Gene Ontology annotation, cellular component: endoplasmic reticulum; membrane.